Harpegnathos saltator (Jerdon's jumping ant) is the source of this 4218-nucleotide messenger RNA. RefSeq lists its product as uncharacterized. Bases 566 to 1588 code for a protein of 340 amino acids. The record is from RefSeq and is a predicted model, not a curated record. Gene Ontology annotation, molecular function: ubiquitin protein ligase activity. The transcript has 3 exons. Gene Ontology annotation, cellular component: cytoplasm. Lineage: Eukaryota; Metazoa; Arthropoda; Insecta; Hymenoptera; Formicidae.
CGCGCGAAAGGGUCCGCGUGUGCGUGAGAGCAAACGCGAGCGUGAAUCUAUGCGAGCGAGACACUCUGUAUAUCGCGCGAACCGUAUGAAUAAUCGUUAAUUAAUUCCAGGCACGGCGCGAACAAAACGACCCGCCGCCGCCGGCGAAAAAGCACAGCUCGCCUUAUAUUUCCAAUUUUUCACGCGCGUAUGUACGAGCAUAAUAAAUACCGGAUGGCGGUCGCCUUACGGUGACGCGAAGCGCAUAGCAAACGAGAACGGAGCAUUUUUUAUUUCCACGGCGAAUAUGGAAUCCCUCCCCGCCGCGCCGGGGAGGGAGAGCGGGGUUUUUAUCUGCGGCGCGGCACAACGUGAAAACGGCUCUCUAUCAUGAGCGAAACGUUUUAUCAGAUAAAGUCACGCUAUCGGUCUCGCCAGAUAAGGGAACGGUGACAGCUCGACGAUGACACACGGCGCCCGCGCUUUCGGAAAAGUACGUGCCGCUCCAGCUAUUUUUUCUCGCUCCCCAUCGGGCGUGUAAUUUUUGUCUCUAUCGCCGAGUCUCGAGUGGAAGAUAGCCAAAGUCAUGGACACGCUGUAUCCAAACCUGCACGAGCGCUUUAAGACCGAGGGCCUCUGCGGGAUCUGCCUCAUGGAAAUGGAGCUGACGCCCCGGUACUCGUGCGGCAACAGCCACACCAUGUGCUAUCGUUGCAAGCCUUACUACUACGCCUGUCCCACGUGCCAAAUGCCGUUGGACAUGGAGACCCUGUCGCCGCAGGUGGACGCUCCGUCGCCGGUGCACUUGACGCCGCACCCGAUGCCGCCGCAAGCCAUGCCGCGCCGGCGUGUCGACUACAGCCCCAGCGCACCGUCCAUGACGGAAAACUUUCUGGAGCACGAGAGGAGACCCUGGCAGCCGCCGCCGACGCCGUCGAUGGAGCAGCAGCUCAGGUCGUGCUCGUACUCUCACCUGGGCUGCUGGGUGAGAGUGCCCGAGCACCUGCAGUUUCUUCACGAGUCGAGGUGCCAGUUUCGACCGCACUUGGAGGAGGAGCAGCUGCCGACGGACCUGCGGCAUCGCCACGACGACUUGGUGGAGUGUCCGUAUGCAGCGGCGGGUUGCAAGGUCCGCACGGUGCCGUGGAGGCGCGGUAUCCACGAAAACUUUUGCAUUUACAAGGACAAGUUCCACGGCGUGAGCGACAUCAGCGAGGGUAUGGCGCGCGCGACAUUCGUCGAUGACGAUUACGUCGACAGCGAUCCCGGGCAAUUGGUGGAAUGCAAGUUCCGGCGAUACGGCUGCAUGGUGAAGAUGCCGAGGAGGCGUAAACUCGUACACGAGCAGAAAUGUAACUACAGGAGCCAUCACACGGAGACCGACGACGAGUCCAGCCAUGUCUGGGUGUUGGACCCCGAGGAGCAAGUGGAAUGCAGAUGGUCCGCGAACGGCUGUCGGAUGCGACCGAAGCGCUGUCGCAAGCAGAUACACGAGGAUAAGUGCAAUUACAAGAUGGAAGAGUGCGCCUACAAGGACUACGGCUGCGACGCCAUGUUCAUACCGGCCAGGAAAUACGCUCACGAGAGCACCUGCGCGUAUGCCAAUUGAGCCGGUGAUAACUCACUGGUAAAAUUAGUCCCAUCGGGGAUAGUCGCGGGGAUGUACACAUACGCAUUAAAAAUGGUUGCAAAAAUGUUAAAAAAAAAAAGACAGAGGAUGAGAGAAAGAAAAGAAAGGAGAAAGGAGAAAGGAGAAGAGAAAAGAAGAUAAGAUAAGAGAAGAGAAGAGAAGAGAAGAGAAGAAAGUUCUACUUUAUUUUUAUCUAGAGACGAAGAUACGUGAAAACCACUCUGGAAACAGCGAGAAGAUCGACUCGCGCAUUUCUAAUCAUUACGUUACACGGCGUCUGAGAAAGUUCAAUUCCACCUACCCUCCGUCACGACUUAAAGCACCGCUGUCAAUAAAUCGAACGGGUCCAGCGAUCCCGUAAAUCCGCAGCGAGCUGCAUCCCGGUCGAGCUCGUCGAGAUAACAACAAUUAACAACAACAAAGCGGAUCCACCGUCGAGGCGGGACGAAAGCCAUUAACAGCGAUUUCCAAGAACCCGUGGGAUAAUGCGGAAGAGGAUUAUUUGCUCUCUCUCUCUCUUUCUCUCUCUCUCUCUCUCUCUCUCUCUCUCUCUCUCUCUCUCUCUCUCUCUCUCUCUCUCUCUCUCUCUCUCUCGCUGCUCUCGAUCUCAUUCCGGCGCGAGAUAGUGAAACUUGCGCCUGUCGUUCGGGGGAUCAUCUUGAGCAUGAUCGCCGGGAAUGAGGGAGUGAUGGCGUGGCUGGGAUAUCCAACACCUGCAGGCUAAUGGUGGGCCUCCCCGUGCGCGCCGUCGCCCGACAAAACGACACCUACACGCGCUCAUAGCGCCCAUUUAUAACGCCGGCGCGUGCGAAGGAUGGGAGAGCGGGAUCCGUUCCGAUAUGCGAUUACGGGAGGUAGAUCACGCUGGUGGAUCGAAGUAUUAAUCCCAAAGUCAGUGAAACACGAUUUCGAGCGAUACCGAGCGCGCGAAUAUAAUCGCAGCCUCCGUUAAUUUGUUUGUUGACUGUCAGCCGAGAGAAUCGCGCGAUUGGAGUUCGCGGGAACGGGAGUCUACGGUGAAUUAUUAUCGAGCGCGGGAAAACACCUUCGUCUAAUUACACAAAUGCAAAAUAGUUCUCCACCGUGGUGGAAUUUAUUAUAUAUUAUCGCGAUGCGCAUAGUAAAUAAUCGCCGAGAGGAGGAGACAAUGCUACGCGUACGGACGAACACUGAGGAGUCAACAAAAAUUCAACGUUUGCGUGACAAAGGACACGCGCACGUAGGUGGAAAUCUAUUUUCUGCGCCAUGUAAAUCUGAGAAGGUCCCACGGGCACGAAGACGUACACUUUCGUCCCUACUAAAUAAAUAUCGAAUGGACCGUACCGCGGGAAACUCUUGUCCAUUCACGACGCGGCGAAAGUUUCAUCAUCUCGGACGGUCAGAGCUUUAACAUGCGGGGAUGGCCUCUGACUGAUGGACAAAGGGAUGCAGGAACUGUUUUACAUAGUAAAGACCACGAAGGACCUUCGCCUGUGACCGAUGCAUGCCUUAAAGAGGAUGCCACACCGCGUCCAAGUUCAAAGCCGCGCGAAAAGAAAGAGGAUUGGAAGAGCACCGCAGAGGAUUGUAUCCGGAUCCGGGAACGAUCGGUGUGACUCUUGUUCAAGGCGAUAUCACCCCUCGAUUCCUACCCUUUCGCUUCUUUAAUUGCAUUUCGGACUAUUCGCUGAUUUUUAAUUAAACCGACUCGCAAAGAGAUUCCGCGACUUAAAGAAGAUGUUUCAUACCGCCCCGCUUUUUGAUUCCCAACAUCCGUUAUUGUUUGAAUAUUCAAUUGAUGCGCAUAAAUCUCAUCGCGCGAUUGCACAGAAAAGAUAUUACGUGAAGUUCGAAUAUAUAAAUUCCUUUCUCAAUUUUAUAUCUCGUCGAUGGCAGCUUACGAUACAAGAGAGAAUCGCAAAAGCGCGUUUAACCCAUUUAAUGAGGUGCCGAUUUGCUCUUCUCCUCUUGUAAAUAAAUCACAGAAACGUGAUAUCGCAUUAAUAUACAAAUGCGUCAUUUCUAUGUAAAACAGCGAGAUGGAAGAAAAAGUUGACGCCGGAAAACAGGAGAGAUUAUUGGACGAAAGUUAAUGGCUUUUUUUCAUCAGACCUUCCCUGCAUAAAUUAAUAAGCCGAUCAGAGUUAGAUGAUGAAAGAUAAGAAGGCGGCUGCUCGUUGUAUUUAAGAAGUUCAUUGGUAGGCAGAAUAUACACAGACGAGCUACGACUCGCUGGUGGUGGGGUUGAGUAAAGGGACAGAGGGAGAGGAUGCGAGUAAAUUGCACCCCUGGGGACAAACCUGACGAGUAGCACGAAGGACGCAACAAGCCAGAAGUCAGGCAACUUUAAUUAAGACAACGUUGCAGACUAGAUGUAGACACGGAGUUUUGUAUAAGAAACUCGGACUUGCGAAAUUUCUUUGUUACUUGUGAAUAGCGAGACGCGUUACACGUGAACAAAGAAAGAAACGUAAAGCGUUACCGUUGUCGCACAAAGGAUUUAGUUAUCCAUUUAUGCAGAAGACGGUCUCUCUUAAGCAAAAUGUGAAAAAUGGAAGGAGGAAAUAUCGGUUAAACGUUCCAUUUCUGUCUUUAAUCACACACUGUUACGCAACCAAUCUCCUGUUGAA